GCUUGCCAAAACGUUGUCAUGUAUCAAGGGUCGAUGUAAAAUCAAUGGGUGCACUGCUGUGGUUCUUCAAGGUCAGAUCAGCAGAACAAUCCAGUGUUUAAAGAUAUUUAUCAUCUACUUGAAUAAAAUCAAUUUAUAACUACUGCGUGAUUUGCGUUACUUCGUUGUAUCCAACAAUAUUAGUUCUUCAGUUGCACCGCCCACCUCAAGACCAGUAACACUGAUGGAUACUUUGACAAAAAAUCAUAAGAAUAUCGAGAAUUACACUAUUUUCUAGAAAUAUCUACAUUUUUUCAUAAUCAGUUUAAUUUACAAGGUUUUAUUACCUAUUGACUAUAAUCAUGAAUGCGCAACAUCAGCUCAGUGCUGACUAGUCAAACAAUAGUUUGCAUACGUCCUUCAAUUGAUGACCAGUCGGUGUGGUGUCACAGCUGAUCGCCUGGUCAACACUUUCACAUCACUCGUGGCUGUAUGACCAAAAAACCCUGAUUCGUUUUUGAUAAUAUGCAUAGCGAAGCAAACGAGAAAACGGUUGUUUUCGAGAUAUCACUACCUGAUGACGAGGGCUGCCAUGAAUGCUCUUAUCUCGAGUUGUUUCAACAACACCUGGUACUAUCACGUAACAUGUUUAUUAUCGGUUUAUUGUUCUGUUUGGCUUUUUCUACUAUCUUUAUAUUUAUCGGUUUUAUUUUGCUUUCCGUUUUUUCUCGACCAACUAAGAUAUAUUCUGUCAUUACGACGUACUUGUUGCCCAGCCUGUUUUUAUUGGUCAGGACUUGACCUUGGGCGUGGGCGUUGUACUGCUGUGCUAACGUUGGCUAUAGACUGUUUUUAGUAAAAUAACAUGUUUUUAUUUUGAAUACAUCAGGAAUCAAUUAAUAAUCAAAAACCUGAGGAUAACCCUUUCGUAUCCAACGAAGCUGCAGAAGAAAAAAAGCUUUCUGACCUAGCUAAGGCACUCGAAAGGAAAUAUGGAACUAUGGUUACUAUGAAGAAUAGUGGAAAGCACAAGCGAGUUCGUAUAGAUGAUUUCUUGGACCCAGGAGAUGGAUACGAUACACAAGAUUCAUUUAUCGAUGAUUCCGAAGCUAUUGAUGUAUUUGUGGCCCCAAACAUCUCUACUAAGUUUGGAGGAUAUUUUGUGCAUCAAGGCAUUGUCGAAGGACUUGAAGACCAGAGUGCGAAAAUCGAGGCUCCUUGGAGUGCAAGGAUAUUGACAAAUACUAAUUCAUCUCAAAAUGUUUUAAGGAAAAAAAACAAAUCCAAAGAGCUUUUGGAUAAAGCCGUCAAACGCCUGUCAACUCCUAAUGCUUUUAAGCCUAAGUUGUUUUUGUCGGAACCCCGAAACCAAAUGCGUAAUUUAGACUCCCUAUUUGAUGAAAUUUUGUCCACACCAACAGCCUCUGAACAAGGUAGUAGCGCGAAAGGCGUUGAGAGCUUUGAGAACCCAAAUGGUAAAAAUGACUCUUCUAUCGCCACUACAAAGUCACCAUGUGACAUUGGAAAACCAAAAGUUCUUCCUGAGAAUUUACCACCGGACAUAAUAACAUGCCUGAACAACUUAACAGAGCUCAAUAAACAUGGAACAAAUCAACGUCGUACACUAGGAAAACCAUUUGAUACGGAACUACUAAAAUUGGAUAUAAAGUUGAAAGAAUUGAUGAUGAGUCAGUCUGUUAGGUCAGAUGUAUUCAGCUACUUAGAAAGUCACUUACAAUUGAAACACAAAGCUGUAAUGCGUAGACUUAAAAGAUUGAAAGAAGAUAAACAAGAACAGAGAAUGAACCCGCUAUUGGAUGCUCUUGGUGAAGCUAUUUCAUCGUCUAUGCCUCCAAUUAUUGAAAGUUAUACAAGAGAUAAAGAAGUUCACUUGGAACGUAUUAAAGCUUGGCAAACAGAAAAUUCGCAAAGCGGUUCAGAUUUAAACGAUAAUCAAGGUGUUAAUGGUUCAAGCGACGGAAACUUAUCGAAACGCCCUCCAAAACCCGGACCCCCUAAGAAAAUCUAUCGAUGGAAUACUGAAUGCAGGCAACUUUUCGAUAAAAUCAUUCUUUGCCGACUUGAGAGUUAUAAAUUGUUGAACAUCAAAGGUUCUGCUGAAGAAUAUCUGAGACGCCUUUUCCCAACUUUAAUUCAACUUUGGCCUGAUGGUUGGAUUACUAAUGCCGCAUUAUGGCGUACUGGUUUACCAAUCUUCCAAAAGUUUUGCAGCGAUAAUGGUUUGAGUAACAACAAUUCAGCAUCUCAAUCGCUUACACGACCUACGAACAACAACAACAACCACAAUAGUUCUACGCAUAUAAGUAAUGGAAGAAAUAACAAUCCGCCUUCUUCUGCAAAUACAACACCUCUUCGUGACUCUAAUGCUCUGUCACAGCAAAACUCACCUAUCGUCAUCAUACCCCAUAUUUCUUCGAAUAUUUCGGUUUCAACUGUCUCCAAAACAGUUCCCAAGGUACCCGAUCAUGUAGUAUCAAACAGUAGUCCACGUACAAGUUUACCGGUUGUUUCCAGUCCUAAAUCUAGCCCUCAUUUAGUUCCUGUCACAAGACACUGUCAAUCGCUUUCUACAGCUCACUCACCCACACAACAAAUUAAUCGCCCCAAUUUUCGAAUUACCCCAUCUUCAGUUGCUCAAAGUUCAAUUAAUUCGAAAACUGUAAAUACUAAGACUCCAGUAACUGUUUGUGUGGAUACUGUAACUUCUCGCUUCUCGUAUGUCGUUCAAUCAACCACAGCAUCUAUAUCUCCAAAUUCACUAGUAGUUCCUGUGGCAACCUCAACAUCUCAAAAUUCACACUUAAAUCGAACACCUGUUUUACAGAAUGAAGCUAUUAUAGGUCGAACGGCUAUUCCGGGUGUACCUCUGCGUCUUGUUUCAUCCAGUUCUUCUAAUCCUGCAACCACCAUUUUAGUGUCCAAGGCGGUACAGCUUAACUCAGAACAGGGCAAAUCUACAGUGAUCAAUCCAGUAGCUAUGAAAAGACAAUCUUAUCCUCACUGUCAAUCUUCACAACAAGCUCCCACUACUCAAAUAAAGGUUAAUGAUCUUGGAAAGUCAAUGAUUUCUGUUAGUGAUGGUUUCCCGAAACCGUGUGCACCAAACGUCCCAUCGAAUUUCCCCCAUGAUUCAAAUAAGUUUAACCAGCAAAUUGCCCAUCAGUCUGCAGCUGUCGCUCUAUCUAGCCAACAGAUUGACCAACUACAACAUCGCGCAUUGUCUAGUACUGGCAGAGUGGGAUUGAAUUUAAAUCCGACACUAGGUGCGGCAUCAGCUCUCCUCUUUCCCCCACAACCUCCUCCUGCUCAUCAAUCUAAAUACCAGAGCUUGUCUUCACAGAAAGAGGAUUCUAGAGAAAAUAUUAUUGGGAGCAUACCUUCUGCUCAUUCUAGUAACAACCAGAAAUUAUGAUAAAACUCUUGUGUCAGCUUGUGAAUUUAUUAUGUAAACAUUCAGGCGAGUUGUUUGAAAAACGUCUUAUUUUGAAUUGGUUUACUUUAUUUGUUGUGACAGUUAUUGUAAUUCCGAUGUUCUUGGUACCGAAUAGAAUUUCAAUCAACUUAGCAAUUACUGACAAUUUUUGUGGUAUCCGCUAAUAGAUUUAUUACUUUAGCAAUCUGUGGAUUUGAGUAUUAUCGUGUUUUUUUAAAACUGUGAUGCUAAUUUAGUCAAAGUCGUAUAUUUGUGUGAAUUGCGAUUCAAAAACCAUGAUCUUUUACAGAGGUCUCUGACAAUAAGGACUUCUAUCGUUCUAAUGAUAAUGAAUGUUUUUGCGAUGACAUUUGCAGACUCUCAAAGACCAAAGAAGUAAUAAUUUAAUGACACUUCAAUCAAUACUAAAGAGUUUAUAUGAAAAAAAAACAAUCAAAUGUUUCUGCACGAGAGCUUUUCUAUUUUGAGAAGAAACAAUUGUAUUUAAAAACAGCAAUCAUAGACAAUUUUGAAUGUAACCUUAGGGACUUUCCAGAAAUUUUUCUAGACAUUACUACCAUUAAGACCAGUCGAUGAAAAAAACUCACUUUUGUGGAGACAGUUUUGUCACAACUGACCUCCAUUAACUGGUGUUAAAUGUGUUUGUCGUGUUACGUACAGAAAUGUCCUCCAAGAGUAUCAAAUCGAAUAUAUAUAUAUAUAUCCACCACAUACUAUAAUUAGACAGUAUAAUUGAGUAUCAUUCGCUGCAUAGCUCAUGAUAAGAGCUUUACAUCGUCUUGCGGCGUAAAGUAUUUCGGAUUAUUUUAUAUUUCUUUUGUUAACUUACGGUGAAUUCCAGUAACAAGCUUUCUGUUAACUUUGUUUUUCAGAUGAAUCCUGUUUUCAAUUUUAUUGAUGACUAAAUAUGUCUGCCCCUUUGUAUGUAUUGAUUAAUUGGGACAUAUGCAUUUAUAUUGGACAUUUUAGAUUAAUUAUUACUACUUCCAUCAUAGUUAUCAUUGCAGCGGUUCUUAUCGUUUUCUUUUCCAAUUGUUCGACGUUUCUCACCUAAUCCAUCAAUCAUUCGUUAAAUUGAUUUCAUUUGAACUUUUCUUUUUCACCGUGUGUAUCGUAAUUUCUUUCAAGCGUUUCUUAUUCUGAAUGUACUAUAUGUAUGGAUUCUCCUAACUCUGCUAUUUCUUUUUUCAGCAAAAUGCUUUCUAGGUUAAUAAUCGAACAAUCUCUAUGUUUUCUCAUUGACAUUAGGGUCGAUACUUUGUUCGCUUCCUAUAUUUUAAAAUGUUCUCUUCCGUCUUCUAACUUAUAAUGAAAUCCAAAGUAAUUAUUUUCUUACUGUAUCUCUUUUUAAUGUCUCGUUCAAAAAACAUGCUAUUAUUACUUAUCAGUGUGUAAAUCGUUUGGCAUGGCUAAAUAAGUUUAUACACAUCUGUAGCUAAUAAAAUCCUGUAACCUGAAAUAUAUAUAUAAUUGUAAUUACAAUUACUUAGUAUUGCCGUUAUGACAAUUUGGGUAAACUUAUUAAAUGUUUUUAUUCAUAUCAUUUCUACGUCUUGUAGAGUGUGCAUAAAAAGCAAAUUGUUGAUGGAUUAGUGAGUUUUUCUUUUAUCUAAUAUCACCUAAGUAAAAUAAAUAAUGAAAUCCAGUGUGGUAAAUAGAUUAGGUCUAAUUUUCAUUGAACACUACAAAUUAUGCAGUGGGGGUAAUCAAAUGAC
Molecule: messenger RNA, 5148 nt
Organism: Schistosoma rodhaini
Lineage: Eukaryota; Metazoa; Platyhelminthes; Trematoda; Strigeidida; Schistosomatidae
Source: the annotation of a GenBank genome assembly